AUGGAGGUGUGUGAAGAGUUCGCCCCGGGAAGGACGAACUACUCCGACCCCGAAUCCAUCGUCUUGACGAGAUGUUGGAUUGAUGUUUCGGAGGAUCCGGUGUACGCCAACAACCAGAAGGUGACUGCGUAUUGGGAGCGCAUCGCCGAGAAAUACAACGCGGCCAAGCCGGCAUACGCGUACAAGCGCCACAGGGAGCAGCUCCGCAAGCACUGGGAUCAAAUAAAGAAGCAGGUAAAUUUGUUCGCGAGGGAGUACGAGAAGUGCGAGAGGGAGCAGGGCAGUGGCGAGAGUCUCGCGGAUGUGCGGGACAAAGCGAUGCAGUCGUACAUUUCAUUGUACGGCGAUUUCAAGCACUACCAGUCCUGGGCGCUCUUGAGGGACAAGCAGAAGUUCGUUGGUGGUGUGAUUCCCCAAUCGACGACGGCGAGGAGGAGGGUGUCGAAGCGCACCUUCGCUGAUUAUACAAGUAGCGAUAGCGGCGCGUCUCCAAUGGACCUCAACAGUCCGGUGUUCGAGGAUGAGAGUUCCGCACACCGAUGUCCUCCCGGCGUCCCCCUGGCGUCAAGGCUGCCAAGGGCAAGGGCAAGGCCACAUCCUCCUCCGCCGCGCGCGCCCGACCAGGCCCCGUUGCCGACCCCGAGUUCGACGCCGUCCGCGACUUCGACUGCGGCCCAUGCCUACGCGGAUUUGGCGGCCUCAUCCGACUACAGGACGUUUUUGGACGCGCACACCGCCCUUGUCACACCCUAA
This is a messenger RNA of Salvia hispanica, 753 nucleotides long. NCBI's taxonomy places the organism in Eukaryota, Viridiplantae, Streptophyta, Magnoliopsida, Lamiales, Lamiaceae. The record is from RefSeq and is a predicted model, not a curated record.